Messenger RNA from Myxocyprinus asiaticus (Chinese sucker), 354 nucleotides. Its product is annotated as transmembrane 4 L6 family member 5-like. The record is from RefSeq and is a predicted model, not a curated record. Bases 1 to 354 code for a protein of 117 amino acids. Lineage: Eukaryota; Metazoa; Chordata; Actinopteri; Cypriniformes; Catostomidae. Gene Ontology annotation, cellular component: membrane. The transcript has 3 exons.
AUGCUGAAUUCUGUGUUAUUAUCUGUAUUUGGUACUAUUGGGGCAGUCUGCUGUGCCUGUGUUGCAGCUGCAGGACUAGCUGUUGCACCAAAAUGCCAAGUUAAAGGCAGAAAUUGGGAAUAUCACUUUGAGAAUAUGCCAGAAGGGAACAGCAGUUCCAUGGUGGAUAAGACUAUAUGGCCCCGCUGUGUUUUCCCUGAGAAUGUGGUUCUCUGGCACAUUGUGCUGUUCUCUAUAGCUUUGGGUCUGGGUUUGCUACAGGUGGUUCUCUGUGCGAUUCAGGUCUUGAAUGGAUGCCUAGACUGCCUCUGUGGAGACUGCUGGGACAAAAAAGAAGAUGAAGGAGGUCUGUAA